GUACAAUUAAUCACGUUAAAAGCACGUGUUUCUGGGGAAUUCACCUGUUAGGACACGCCCAAUGAGUUUACGCAUGUAUUUAUAGCUCGUGUUCAGACUUAUACUCAGCUGGUUUCAAGACGCUUGAAUUAUGUUCUGCAUUACUGUCAUAUUAAAAUGGGCGCAGGAGAGUUCAGUUACAGGAUUUCUAUCUCAACUCUAAGAGUCGUCUUUCCGCUCCUUUUCGUCCUCAGGCUUGCUAAAGGACAGUUUCGUUUAUUUGGCGCAUAUCACCCAGUCAAGGCCGCUCCAGGUGAUGAUGUCAUCUUGCCGUGUCACGUGGAGCCAAAGUUAAAUGUGGCAGGGAUGACAGUGGAGUGGUCGAGGCCCGAUCGUUGUCCUGACCCCAAAAAUUGUCUGAGCCACGAUGAGUAUGUUCAUCUUUACCGGCACAACAGCGAAGUGACAGAGAUGAAGCUCCCAUCGUACAUCGGGAGGACGGCGUUGUUCACAGACAGCCUGAGAGAAGGAAACAUCUCACUAAGAAUCACUAAUGUGACACAAGAAGAUGAAGGAAGAUACAGAUGUUUCAUCCCAAAGUUAAAAAGCCAUCUGCAGUCUUCAGUUGUUCAUCUGAUUGUUGACCCAAGUUUAACUGAAACUGGAACAACAGAGACACCAUUGCAACCUGAAAAUUUACAUAUUCCUGAUCUAAAUGGAAAAAUGAAUAUUAAAGGUGGUUCGUCUGAGCGGUGCCGACUGAUUCCAGUUGUGGUUCUCUGCAUGUUUAUUCUCCUCUGCAUUGCAGUCAGAGGAUGCUUGAUGACAGAGUCACUGUGUCAAAAAGCAGAACUCAAGAAACUUACAAUCUAGGUGCUUUGGUCAAGCGCACAGUGGGAAUGUUAACAGAGAAAAGUGCUGCAUCCGUACCUGCUGAUCUUUCAUAUGUGUUUGAAGAUUCAAAGCAUUAACUCUUUCAGCCUCUUCUAAACGCAGUGGACACGUCCUGUAAUCUGUUUGGACCCAAACUCCUGUAAAUGAUGUCCGUGGCUUCAGUGAUUGGUCAGGUGAUGUCAAGCAGGUUCAAGUGCAGAAACAGCAUCCAUCAUCUGAGCCAAAGUUGACCUCUGGCAUCAGGGUAUAUGGUUACUUUUAAAUGUGCAGCACUUUGUUUUUUAUCUAAGACUUCUAGUCCGGCAGUUGAAGAAGAGGAUUACAGAGCCUGUUCAGACCUGUUCUGCUGCUUUGGAUAGAGCUGACUAACUGGAAAAAUGCACCUGAUCUCAUUAAAGUAUUUCUGAGAGUUGCACUACACCACCUAGUGGACUUUACUAUAAUUCCUAAACAUGGAUAGCUAGAAAUUCUCUUUCUGAAAGAGUA
Molecule: messenger RNA, 1359 nt
Organism: Oreochromis niloticus (Nile tilapia)
Lineage: Eukaryota; Metazoa; Chordata; Actinopteri; Cichliformes; Cichlidae
Product: myelin-oligodendrocyte glycoprotein-like
Exons: 5
Coding region: 157-852 (231 amino acids)
Biological process (GO): T cell receptor signaling pathway; regulation of cytokine production
Cellular component (GO): external side of plasma membrane
Molecular function (GO): signaling receptor binding
Source: RefSeq, a predicted model, not a curated record